Messenger RNA from Histoplasma mississippiense, 432 nucleotides. RefSeq lists its product with no specific name. Bases 1 to 432 code for a protein of 143 amino acids. The record is from RefSeq and is a predicted model, not a curated record. The transcript is spliced from 6 exons. NCBI's taxonomy places the organism in Eukaryota, Fungi, Ascomycota, Eurotiomycetes, Onygenales, Ajellomycetaceae.
AUGGGAGGAACAGUGAUACGUGUCUCGGGGGACUUAAAAGGAAAAAAUAUAAAGGUGGGAAUCGACGAUAGCGAGAGGUAUCAAAACGUCAUAAUGGUGGUGGUUAUGCCGUUGGCUCCAUACAUCGCAUCCUUUGAUGCCAAAUUGGCAGGUCAUCGCGGUUUCGGGGGAGGUUGCGGCUUAGGCACGCCAGUUGUGUCAUAUGCUCCUCUUCCCAUGUUUGUUGUUGACAAGUCCCUAAGGAUCAUAGGCAAAAUCUAUAUUAAGCUGUGGAGGUGGUCUAAUCGAGGCUUGUCGGAAUCACAACCACGGCUGAGCAAGUCCAACAAGGGAAUUGAUUCACGCAAGCCAAAGGGCGAGAGAGAGAGAGAGAGAGAGAUAGGGAUGAGGAGAGCAACGGCCUUAGCGCCUGGAGAGGAGGAGAAGGGAUGA